CUUCAACAACACUCGCGCGCUUCUCUGACAGAAAAUAGCGUGAAAUGUGCAACUUCACCAGUCCAAAGUCACGCGUGCAGACACGAAAGUCAAAUAAAAUGAGUUUAAAUGGUUCUCCUGCGACGGCAGAUACGGGUUGUUAGUUCGAUCCGGGCGGGUUUAGUGUUAGCAGAGGAAUGUUGAGGCGAACUCUCUUCAGAUCUGUGGGAACUUAGCGUUUCUGUCGUAAUUUUGGCCUGUGGAACCCAACAGUUGCUGUCAGAGGAUCAGGUGUUCUUCUGUCCGUGUUUUUGUGAAUGUAUCAGGUCAGGAUGGGUAAUGCUGUUCAGGAACGGCAGGGGGCGCUCACGCAGGGUGAAGUUCUGCCACGCCCCUCUUCCAGCCAAUCAGAGGGUUUUAAACAGGGUCGAACGGUCCUGAACUCUCUGCUGUCGGGGGCUUUCGCAGGCGCUGUGGCUAAAACAGCCGUUGCUCCUCUGGACCGAACUAAAAUCAUCUUCCAAGUGUCAUCAAACAGAUUCUCAGCUAAGGAGGCAUACAGGUUAAUAUACCGCACGUAUCUUAAAGACGGAUUUUUCAGUCUGUGGAGGGGAAAUUCUGCCACUAUGGUGCGAGUUAUUCCAUACGCUGCCAUUCAGUUCUGUGCACACGAACAGUACAAGAGGAUUCUGGGACAGUAUUAUGGCUUCCAGGGCAAAGCUCUGCCUCCUGUGCCACGGCUGCUUGCAGGUUCACUGGCGGGCACCACUGCUGCCAUGCUCACAUAUCCACUGGACAUGGUCCGCGCUCGCAUGGCCGUCACACCUAAAGAAAUGUACAGUAAUAUUCUGCACGUGUUUGUGCGGAUAUCACGUGAGGAGGGCUUGAAGACGCUCUACAGAGGAUUUACUCCCACUAUACUGGGUGUGGUACCGUACGCAGGACUCAGUUUCUUCACCUACGAGACACUGAAGAAAAUUCACGCUGAGCGAACGGGCCGCUCACAGCCGUACUCAUACGAGCGUCUGGCGUUCGGGGCGUGCGCGGGGCUGAUCGGUCAGUCCGCCUCAUACCCGCUGGACGUGGUGCGCAGGCGAAUGCAGACGGCGGGUGUCACUGGACACACGUACGGCACCAUCGCGGGCACCAUGCGGGAGAUCGUGGUGGAAGAGGGCGUGGUCCGCGGUCUCUACAAGGGUCUGAGUAUGAACUGGGUCAAGGGUCCGAUCGCGGUGGGCAUCAGCUUCACGACCUUCGACCUCACGCAGAUCGUCCUGCGCAAAUUUCAGCAGUUGGGUUAUAAUGGUCGGUAACGGUGACUUUUCGGUGUGAUGUCAUCGGAUGACGCGAGAACACUCGUGUGUGACAUAACAGAGCUUGUGGUGCAGAAACGGAGGAGAAACUCUUUUAUUUUUUAAUUCGAGCAAAUGCUGCCGGUGAACAGAAGAGGAAAGGUGUGAUGUCUUUCGCCGAUCGUUUUAAUACACGUGCUGGAUUGUGAUAUUAUAUGUACAGAUUUUGGUUUUGCCAUGCAAGUGUGUGUGAGUCGCGGUUCUGUAAGUACAAUAUUAUCUGUUCUGAAUGUCUCUCUGGAUACGUGAUUCAGUUUGUCUUACAGUAUUCUCCUCUGUGAGCUGCGUGAAGAUGUUUUAUUUGUGGAACGUCAGAGGCCUUCAUGAAACAAAAACACAUGUAGAGUUUACAGCACGUGUGUGUGUUUAUAUGAAUGAUAUUUUAGUAUUUUGACUGAAAAAUGAAACCUGUUUUCACAGGCGUUAAGAUUUGUCAUGACAUUAAAGCUGAAUCUGUCUUUACUGUCAUGAGUCAUGGGGGUGUCAAGAUACAUCGUGGUGUGACAUAUAGUGAAACAAACAAAAAAAGAUAUGAAUCGUACAAAGCUAUUUUUUUGUCCAAAUUCAGUUUUAGUUUUCAGAGUGACAAAUUUAAUUUUUAAUAAUUUACACACAGUAGGUUUGGUUAAGCCUUGAAUGUCGUCAAUUCUUUAACAAGCUGUAUAGAAAAAGUAUUAUUGAAUCGAGUAAAGUCUGUUAUUUUAAUUUCAACUUGCCCUGUGUAUUGUGGAAGUGUGUAUCAUUGCACCCCAGUCAUGAACUUAAUGUCACAGUGUGAGAAAUCUUAAUGACCCUAAAAAAUAGGCUUCAGUAUCAGAUUUUGAAUUGUGGGCAAAAUUUUAACCAAACAGGAUUCACUAGACUGAUAUUCACACUUUUUAGUGACUAAUCAUAACCAAAGAACGUAAUUUGAUCUACGACAGGAGACGUGUGUGUAUGUGCGUGUGUGCGUGCACUUUCGUGCAUCACACAGACUGAUCAAUGAUGUGUGUGUGUGCGUGUUGCUGGUGAUGUGUAUUUUGUGUUUUGCAUUUGUCUGCAGUCCUUAAGUGCCUAGACAAAGAUACGACCCAUGAACAAACUGACUUCAUCUCAUGCUGAUGUAUGAACACUUCAAACUGGUCUAAUAUAUUAGCUUACAUUCAGCUUGUUGUUAUUCUGUUUAUGAAAAAAUAUUGUUGUGCUAUUUGUAAAAAAAAUACAUAAGAAAUGACAGCAAAAAAUGUUCGAAACGGGUACUGGCUUGGUCAUGAAGAAAUAGUUCACCCAAAAAAAUGUGGAUUCUGUCAUCAUUUCUUUAACCUCAUGUCAUUCAGAAUUUUGUUUGGAUUAAAACACGUGCAGUUGAUUUUAUAAAUGUGUAAGUGCUGUUUUUAGAUUCUGACAGUCCUGCUUUCAUUCAGAUGUAAAUGGAAAAUAACCAGAAGCCAGGAUCAUGUGAGUUUGAAAGGACAUGAGGGUGAGUGAAUGAUGACACAGUUUUCAUCUUUCAGUGAACUGUUCCUUUAAUUGAUGUUUUAUUUAUGACGCAAAAACUUUAGAGACAGUAUUACAGAUGUAAUCUGGUCUUUAUUAAUCUGGUAGAUAUUUGGAUUUCAUUACAGAAUGUGACCUGGACGAUAAUGUGAUGACAUGUUUAAGAGUGACUGAAGUGUGAUGUGUUUUUUUCUGGGGUCACAGUAUUUAUUCUGACACAUCACAUCUCUUACUAACCAGACAAUCACAUAACACUAAAGCACAAUGUCCUAAUAUCUAUAACCAGUCCUAAAUACAUUUAAAAUAUAAACUAACACCUAUACUGAGAUUGUUAUUUUCAAUUUAAAGAUCGGAUGAGGUUUAAUUGAAACGUUAACAAAACAGAGAUUGUAGAUCAAGAUUUAUUCAUUUGGAGUUGACUUGAGUUUAUAGUGUUUUGGAAGCAGCAUUUCUAAGGUAUACCAUCACUAAAAUCUCUCAUUUUGAGACCGUUUUUGUCGAUUUUGUGCCAAAAUGAAUGUAAAUUAAACUAAUGAUGUAAUAAUUGUUCUUUGUUCGUGACUUA
Triplophysa rosa is the source of this 3372-nucleotide messenger RNA. It is a transcript of the gene slc25a42, whose product is annotated as solute carrier family 25 member 42. The transcript is spliced from 9 exons. The record is from RefSeq and is a predicted model, not a curated record. Gene Ontology annotation, cellular component: mitochondrial inner membrane. Gene Ontology annotation, biological process: transmembrane transport. NCBI's taxonomy places the organism in Eukaryota, Metazoa, Chordata, Actinopteri, Cypriniformes, Nemacheilidae. The coding region runs from base 297 to 1292 and encodes 331 amino acids.